Penicillium waksmanii is the source of this 1608-nucleotide messenger RNA. Its product is annotated as putative methionine permease. Gene Ontology annotation, molecular function: L-amino acid transmembrane transporter activity. Gene Ontology annotation, cellular component: membrane. The record is from RefSeq and is a predicted model, not a curated record. Lineage: Eukaryota; Fungi; Ascomycota; Eurotiomycetes; Eurotiales; Aspergillaceae. The transcript is spliced from 4 exons. The coding region runs from base 1 to 1608 and encodes 535 amino acids. Gene Ontology annotation, biological process: amino acid transmembrane transport.
AUGACCACGGGGGAGACGCGACCGUUGCUAGAAACAAACAAUGGCCAGACUGAUAGCCAGCUUGCCACUUCCACAGAUAUAACCGAUGGAUUCCCAGACAGCCUUCCGGGGCCAAAUCCCGGGAAAAACCUCAGCUGGUCCAGCGCAUACAUCCUAGUCGUAUCUCGCGUCAUUGGAAGCGGCAUCUUCGCAACUCCAGGAUCCAUCGUCAAAUCGACAGGAAGUGUCGGCCUCACUCUUUUGGUAUGGAUUGCCGGAACCAUUUUAGCCGCAUGUGGGCUCUCCAUCUCGAUGGAAUUUGGAUGCAUGCUUCCUCGCUCGGGAGGGGACAAGGUGUACCUGGAGUAUACCUAUCCCCGACCGAGAUUUCUCGCUUCAACUUUAAUUGCCGUGCAAGCUGUUGUGCUAGGAUUCACUGCAAGUAACUGCAUUAUCUUCGCAAAGUAUACACUCUUCGCUUUGAAAGUUGAGCCGACCGAUCUUCAGCACAAAGCACUUGCUGUCGGCCUAUUAACCAUUAUCACUAUCAUCCAUGGAUGCUUUCUGCGUACGGGCAUUGCGAUUCAAAAUGCGCUUGGCUGGGUCAAGAUCUUUCUAAUAGGGGCCAUGUCACUGACUGGAUUGUGGGUUCUUCUGCUCCAAUUCUUUGGGAGCUCACAUCAGGUUACACCAGGAUACAUGCAUAACGACUUUGCAUCCUGGAAUUCAAUAUGGGAGGGCUCUAAUUGGAGUUGGAGUCUGCUUUCGACGGCUCUGUUUAAAGUCUUCUAUUCUUAUGCAGGACUGAGCAACAUCAAUAAUGUUCUCGGCGAGGUACAUAACCCUAUCCACACGAUUAAAACUGUAUGCCCAUCUGCCCUCCUCACAGCCGGCGGCCUCUACCUCCUGGCCAACGCAUCCUACCUCCUGGUCAUACCAUUUGAGGAAAUCAAAAGCAGCGGCGAACUCGUCGGCGCGCUCCUCUUUGAGCGAUUAUUCGGCGAUAGUGUCGGAAGGGUACUGUUCCCUCUUGCAAUUGCUAUAUCCGCAGCCGGGAAUGUGAUGGUGGUGACUUUUGCAUUGGCUCGCGUCAAUCAAGAGAUAGCUCGUCAAGGCUUUCUACCAUGGCAGAAGGUUAUUUCAUCUUCACGGCCUUUCAACACGCCUCUCGGAGGCCUGAUUGUUCAUUACGUGCCAUCGCUGUUGGUCAUUGCCCUUCCGCCACAACAAGAUGUCUACAAUUUCAUCCUAGAUGUGGAAGGAUAUCCCGGUCAGCUCUUCGCGCUAGCGAUAACGGUUGGCCUUUUGAUUUUGCGAUACAGAGAACCUAAUCGACCUCGGCCCUUUAAAGCAUGGCUUCCUGCUGUUUGGUUGCGUGUGAUUGUUUGUUUGGUGCUGUUGGCUGCGCCCUUUGUGCCGCCUCCGAAUUGGCAGGGUGAUGUUGAUUUCUUUUAUGCGACGUAUGCCAUUGUUGGUAUCAGUGUGAUUCUUUUUGCGGUGGUCUAUUGGUAUGUGUGGACUGUGCUUUUGCCUCGGUGGGGAGGAUAUAAAUUGGAAGAGUCGGUGGAGGUUUUGGAUGAUGGGACUAGUAUCACCAAACUGGAGAGAGAUUAUUAUGCUUCGGGAUGA